Molecule: messenger RNA, 2150 nt
Organism: Morus notabilis
Lineage: Eukaryota; Viridiplantae; Streptophyta; Magnoliopsida; Rosales; Moraceae
Product: mitogen-activated protein kinase kinase kinase 7
Exons: 2
Coding region: 1-2088 (695 amino acids)
Biological process (GO): signal transduction; protein phosphorylation
Cellular component (GO): cytoplasm
Molecular function (GO): protein kinase activity; ATP binding
Source: RefSeq, a predicted model, not a curated record
AUGGAGCAAUUUCGUCAGAUUGCAGAGGUAUUAGGAAGUAUAAAGGCCUUAUUGGUAUUCCGCGACGACAUUCAAAUCAAUCGAAGACAAUGCCUUUUGUUAUAUGAUAUUUUCACUUCUGCCUAUGAUUCAAUAGCCGAGGAAAUGAGAAAUUGUUUGAGAUUCAAAGAGAAGAACACCAAGUGGAAAAUUCUUGAGCAGCCAUUGAGAGAUCUGUAUGGAAUAUUCAGAGAAGGAGAAGCCUAUAUUAAACACUCCUUGGAGAACAAAGAGUGGUGGGCUAAGGCCAUUUCUCUCUACCAAAACACCGAUUGCGUCGAGUUUCACAUCCACAACUUGCUUUCUUGCGUCCCAAUCAUCGUUGAAGCGAUUGAAAGCGUUGGAGAAAUCUCUGGUUGCGAUCAGGAGGAGAUGCAAAGGAGGAGACGUGUUUACUCAAGCAAAUACAAGAAAGAGUAUAGUGAUUGGAGACUUUUCCGGUGGAAAUUCGGGAGGCAGUAUUUGGUUAGUCAGGAAUUCUGCGAUCGAUUCGAGUCGGUUUGGAGAGAAGAUAGGUGGAAUUUGGUGAACAAAAUCAGUGAAAAGAAAGUUGGGGGACUGACGAAGAAUGAGCAACGUCUGAUCGAUCAACUCUUCAAAGGCUUUGAUGUUUUAGAGCCCUUUAAUGGGAAGAAGCUCUUGCCUAGUUCAAUUCUAGUGGGAUCAAAAGACUACCAAGUAAGAAGAAGAUUAGGGAGUGGAAGUCAAUAUAAAGAGAUUCUUUGGUUGGGUGAGAGCUUUGCUUCUAGACACUUCUUUGGCGACGCUGAACGUCUAAUGCCAGAGAUUUCCUCACUUUUGUCUCUUUCCCAUCCAAAUAUAGUCAACUUCCUUUGUGGUUUUGCUGAUGAGGAAAAGAAAGAGUGGUUUCUUAUUAUGGAGCUGAUGAGCAAAGACCUUUUCAGCUACAUCAAAGAGACUUGCGGUCCAAGAAAGCGAGUUCCGUUUUCACUUCCUGUUGCGGUAGAUUUGAUGCUUCAGAUUGCCAGGGGAAUGGAGUAUCUCCACUCUAAGCAAAUCUACCAUGGAGAUUUGAAUCCUUCUAACAUACUUGUUAGAGCAAGAGGAAAUGGUAUCUCCACAGAAGGGAGCCAGUCGCAAGCAAAAGUCUCGGGGUUUGGAUUGACUUCUGUAGGGAAUUUUACACAAAAGAGUUCUUCAAGUCAAAAUGGGACUCUACCUUUUAUUUGGUAUGCUCCUGAGGUUUUGGAGGAGCAAGAACAGAAAGGAACUGCUGAGAGCUCAAAGUACACUGAAAAGUCCGAUGUCUACAGUUUCGGGAUGGUUUGCUUUGAGCUUUUGACUGGAAAAGUCCCUUUUGAGGAUGGUCAUCUCCAAGGGGACAAAAUGAGCAGAAAUAUAAGAGCAGGAGAGAGGCCAUUGUUCCCUUUUCAGGCACCAAAAUAUGUGACGAAUUUGACAAAGAAAUGUUGGCAUACUGACCCGAAUCAGCGGCCGAGCUUCUCAUCCAGCUGCAGGAUUCUUCGCUACAUAAAAAAGUUCAUCGCAAUGAAUCCCGACUAUAAUACUCAGCCAGACCCGCCAGUACCAUUGCUGGAUUAUUGUGACAUCGAGUCAGGCCUUUUGAGGAGCUUUCCUUAUUGGGGUAGUUCUGAGCAAUCACUAUCAGUGUCACAAAUCCCAUUUCAGAUGUUUGUUUAUAGAGUUUUGGAGAAGGAGAAAACAAGUGCCAGCCUUAAAGAUAACUCCGAAGAAUCUGGAAGUGAUGCGGCUUCAAUCUGUGGAGAUGAAAAUGUGAUCACAAUUGAUGAUGCUUUCCCAUCAACACCAGAAAGGAAAUCUCUAGCUUCACCUGAUAGUAUGAACAAGAGACUCUCAUUGUUUAAGAAGUCUUCAGAUGUAAAAUUCAACAAAACAAAUUUUGUCUUUGGACUUGCAGGCACACCAAAAGGACGAUCAGUACGGCCGCCACAAAUAAAUCCUCCAGGGAGAAGUAUGAGGAGAAAUUCAGAAAGCCAACUAAUGAUGUUAAGUCCAAGAAUAAAAAGAACAUCAUCUGGUCAUGCCUCAGAUUCAGAACUCCCUUAGACGUUUGAUUUACCAAAUCAAUGUAUCCAAAAAUCCAGAAGAAUCGGCUCAAGUCUAAAUUU